Ostreococcus lucimarinus CCE9901 is the source of this 900-nucleotide messenger RNA. RefSeq names its product Phosphotyrosyl phosphate activator/protein phosphatase 2A regulatory subunit, putative (gene PtpA). Bases 1 to 900 code for a protein of 299 amino acids. Gene Ontology annotation, cellular component: protein phosphatase type 2A complex; cytoplasm; nucleus. The record is from RefSeq and is a predicted model, not a curated record. The transcript is spliced from 9 exons. Gene Ontology annotation, molecular function: peptidyl-prolyl cis-trans isomerase activity; protein tyrosine phosphatase activator activity. Gene Ontology annotation, biological process: mitotic spindle organization. NCBI's taxonomy places the organism in Eukaryota, Viridiplantae, Chlorophyta, Mamiellophyceae, Mamiellales, Bathycoccaceae.
AUGGUGGAACGCACACCAAGCAAACGUAUACGAAAUAUGACAGACAUGUCACAAUUCAAAGUUUCACGUGCACGUGGUUUGUUGAUCGACUUCAUACAGCAGGGAGUUAGCGAUUCCUUGGCGAAACCGACGAACACUGAUGAGUAUAAGAAGCGACAGGAUGAGAGGAUUGAGAGAUCGAAAGAAUUCUUCCGUGAUCUUGAAGAAAGCGUCACAAAAUUCGAGCAAACGGCUACUAGUGUGCGUUUUGGCGAUCCAAGUUUCCGUAGGUGGUUGGAGGAAGUUCAACGCCGCAGCGCAGAUUUCGUUGACGAUAUAGUAUCUGAUGAACGAAAGGAUAUUUACAUCAAGAGUGACCUCAAGAUAUAUCUACAAAAUAGUUUUGGUGAUGGGGCACGUUUAGACUACGGAACAGGACAUGAGCUCAAUUUUGUCGCUUUUCUGUGCUGUCUCGAAGCUCAUAAAAUUUUCACCAUCGAUCAAAGAACGAACGUCAUCCAUAGUAUCUUCAAGCAUUAUAUCGCAGUCACUCGUACAAUUCAACAACAUUUUCGGCUUGAACCAGCAGGUUCACACGGUGCGUGGGGUCUUGAUGACUACUGUUUUCUGCCUUUUUUAUGGGGAGCAGCCGAGCUACGAUGUGGAAAUUCUACGCCAAGAAUUAUUCUUGAGCACGAGGCUUUUUCACAGGGUGGACUAUUUUUGGACAGUUGCGCACAUGUGAGGAUGUUGAAAGCAGGUCCUUUGCAGCGUGUAUCGCCAUUCCUCGCGAGUCUAAGUGACGUGCGGUCGUGGACGAAAGUCACUGAGGGGCUACUAAAAAUGUAUUGUGUUGAGUGCUUGGAUAAAUUUCAAGUCAUGCAGCACUUUCAUUUCGGAACAACUCUUUCAUUCGAAUGA